CUUCUGCUUGCGAUCCACGGAAAGCAAUGAAUUUUGCGAAUUUUAUCAUCACUUUCAGCAAGAUGAAGAUGAUGAUGAUGUCGGGGGGAAAAGACAGGAUUUCAAUUCCAGACCAGUUACAUCUAAAUUGUAGAUCAUGUUUUCGACAGUUCAUGGACUAUGAAGUUGAUGUCGGAGAAAAGACAGGGAUUUCAAUUCCAAACCAGGUACAUCUAAAUUCUAUAACAUGUUCUCAACAGAUCAUGAACUGUGAAGUUACGAGGGUUAAUUGUAUCCUGAAAAGCUUUUGCUAACCACUUGAUUGGAACGUGGAAGUCAAAUUUAGCUGCUCAGGUUUGUCGAUUUUCAGGUAAUAAUUUAUGUAGUUUGUUAAGCAGGAAUAUCAUUGGUCUAUAAUUUUUUUUCUUUUUUUUUAACAAUCCGGGUGUGAAACUAGUUCUUUCUCUAGAGGCUUUGGGAUUGAGGUAUCCAAAAGGAUAAAUUAAAAGUUUGAAG
This is a messenger RNA of Rubroshorea leprosula, 495 nucleotides long. The record is from the annotation of a GenBank genome assembly. NCBI's taxonomy places the organism in Eukaryota, Viridiplantae, Streptophyta, Magnoliopsida, Malvales, Dipterocarpaceae.